This is a messenger RNA of Polyodon spathula (Mississippi paddlefish), 3229 nucleotides long. It is a transcript of the gene scml4, whose product is annotated as Scm polycomb group protein like 4. The record is from RefSeq and is a predicted model, not a curated record. Bases 679 to 2133 code for a protein of 484 amino acids. The transcript has 10 exons. Gene Ontology annotation, molecular function: protein binding. Lineage: Eukaryota; Metazoa; Chordata; Actinopteri; Acipenseriformes; Polyodontidae.
GUGACUCUUAAUCCUGGAGAUUUGGCAGUUUUAGUUUUGGUCAGUUGAGUAAUUCAAUAUUAGUAAUGCAAUAUCUUGUUUCUAUGCGCUGUAUAACAUAUUAUUUAAACGCGGAAAAGAAAUAGCCCUGCAAGGUUUUUUUUUAUGUAUUUAAUGUAUAGGUUUGUGUGUUUGUGAGCCUGCUUUGGCCCCUGCAGGUGGCUUGGUUUGAAAUAGUUUUGCAGCCGGCAAGAAAAAGCCCGCAAUCAUCUGUGUACUUUGUCCAGAGGUAAUUUGCAUAACAACACACUGUAAAACGCGUGUUGUAUUUUUUUUUUUGCUAAGUGAUUUUGUUUAAUUAGCUCCCUGGAGUGAACGGCUCUUAGGCAAGACUGUUUUUGGUGUUUCAUUUUAAGAGUGGUCUGUUUUAGCCGGGCCACGGUGCUCGCUGCAGCACCAGUUUCGCUGGGAUACAAGCAAAAUCGAGUCCGCAGUCUUAAUCUGCUUUGCAUCAAGCUUUCACUACAGGGAGCCGAGACGGAAGCUGUGAAGACAGGAAAGAGAAUGCAUUCCAGAGUGAUAUACAAGCAAUGAAAACUGCAUUUAAAUACAAGGGCAGAAUGACUGUUCCUGCUAUGAUUGUUCCCAAAAGCAACACAAAAGUGUUAUGCUGUACCUAUACCUGUGUGUGAGAUUGGCAUGAGACUCAGAGGGAGGGAUCCUCAAGGUUCUGCUUUGCCGUGGAUAUCCAACGUUCUAGGAGUUCAGAGUGUGAGACUGCGCCUGAGGCUGGAUCGUCACAACAACAAGGGCAAAGGGUGCUGGCAGCUGGUUGACUUGGGUGGAGGGAACGAAAGAAGUUGCCGCAAACUGAGAGAUCGGAUCCGGCCGUCUUCAUCUCAGAGUCCAAUGAGUAUUCCUGCAGCCUCAGUGCAGAAACCAGACAAUAGUGAAAUGCAGUCUCCUGCAAUGAGUCCCACAUUCAUUCCCGGGCAGAGAGGGAAGAUACCAGGCAGAAAACGGGGGAGGCCUCCUCUCCGUUCCACUGUCUCCAAAAUGGAUUUUCAGAAUCGAUACUCUGAGUCUCUGUCACCCUUAAAAGUACCUAAGAAGAGGGGCCGGAAGCCUGGCUUUAAGCUCAAGUCUCGGAUUGUGAUGACUCCUCUGGCUAUCUCCCCUCCCAGCAGUACCCCCGAGCCAGACAUGAGCUCCAUUCCUCAAGACGCUGCCACUGUUCCUCACUCCAUCACCCCGCAAGUGCUCACAGUUUGCAUUUAUAUAAACAAGCAAGCCAACACAGGUCCUAAUCUUGACAGGAAAAAAGUACAACAGCUUCCAGAUCAUUUUGGGCCAGACAGACCAUCUGUAGUGUUGCAGCAAGCAGUGCAAGCAUGCAUUGACUGCGCGUUCCAGCAAAAGGCCGUCUUCUCUCUGCUCACUCAAGGUUAUGGUGGAGAGAAAAUAUCAGCCACGUUUGAUGGAAAACAGCACCUCCUUAGCCUGCCAGUAGUGAACAGCAUUGGCUAUGUGCUGAGGUUUCUGAAGAAGCUGUGCCGUAGCCUGCAUUGCGAGAAUCUCUUCAGUGAUCAGCCUUUCAUGCAGCACAGUGCAGCCUCCUACCACAGUGAGAAGUACUUUGAGGGGAAUGCACACUCCACAGCAGAAACCUCAAUGCCGGAAGAUUACCUGGUCGACCCCAUAGAUCCGAAGAGAUACUCUGUGGACCCCUCUGACUCUGCGUUUAACUUGAUGAGCUCUCCCUACCCACCGAAGCCCUCCUAUGGCUACCGCUCCUGCCAGAGGUUCCCGGGAGGGCCCUCCCCAAUAGGCCCGUGCAGGCAGGCAUCCAGCCCCAGCGCCUUCCAGGAAGGAAAUAGAAGUGCCUAUAGUCCUUCACCUGAGACACAGGAGACCGCCCCUCCACCCAGCAAAGACCCGUCCACCUGGACAGUGGAAGAUGUGGUCUGGUUUGUGAAGGAUGCAGACCCCCAUGCUUUGGGGCCACAUGUAGAGAUAUUCAGGAAACAUGAGAUAGAUGGAAACGCUUUGCUUCUCCUGAAGAGUGACAUGAUCAUGAAAUACCUGGGAUUGAAGCUGGGGCCAGCACUGAAACUCUGCUAUCACAUUGAUAAACUAAAACAGGCAAAAUUCUGAAUUCUCCGAUAGGCAGGAAAACAUUUGGUUAGAAGCAUUGAACAGUCGGGCAAUGCAGGUUAGAGGAUAUUUCUGGGAAAGGACUGAUUUGAUUGCUUUGAAGUUUUUUUUUUUUUUACCAGCCCCAGGCAAAGUAGAGAGAUGUGCAAGGUGAAAGAAUUACCUUCAGAUAUUGCAAAUGAACUGUUAUUUGUGUUUCUCCCAUUCUGGCUACUAUGUGCCAUUCAUUUUGAACAGGCAUUUUAUAGUUUCAGUGAGCUGUUACAUACUAGAUAUAUGCCUCAAAACUUUGAUACCACAUUGGUCAUAUUCUGUAGCCAACUCCAGGUCAACUACAAGGUGAUAAUGGAAAUUGUGUGACAUUUUUCUAUGUGGUUCUAGGUCCAUUAUCACAGAAAUACUCAGUAGCCGGGCCUGUUUAAUCAUCAGUAGCCCAUACAGCAACAGCUACCUUAAUAUAAUGCCAAAAGUCCAGUCACCUCAAACUCAUUAUUAUGAGAAUUACCUUCAAUUUAGCAUUGGUAGAGGGCUGAGAGCUCUUGGGUGCAAGGACAUCCCAAGGCAAUUGCAUGUGAAAAUGGCCCCCAUGCAGGUUCUACUGGCUAAAUCACAGCAUUACCAUGUACAUAUUCAUAAGAGAUACACAACAAUACGUCAAUACCACCUGCUGGGCAUUUAACACGUUACAGCUCACUGUAAUUAGUUACUCAAUAGCCAAUGCUAAAUUCAUGUGUGAUUUAUCUGCUGCUUCACUGAACUGAGAGAUGUCUUUAUCCACAUGCUACUUACAUUAGAAAUGGAUUGCCUGGCACAUCUUUAAGGCCAAGCUAGUUUUAAAAUGUAAGAGUUGAGUCUGCUUAGGAAUUGGAUUAUUAGAGCGGCUAACCAUUAAACAGAGACAUAGUUUGGCAUUACAUUACAACUAGUCAUGUUUUCUAGACAAUUAGAACUUGAAUUAGGCAGUGUCUUGGGUAAGUGCUUUUCAUUUUUACAUUUUCACAGCAUCUCUGUACUGUACAUAUGUUAGAAUUUGAAAGAAGGCAGAUAAUCAGGAAAACGACCAAGUUUUCCCAUGUGUUGCAUUUCAUCUCCACAU